AUGCAAAUAUCGUCGUCAUUAUCCGUCAGUUUCGAUGAAGUUAAUACUGAAUCAUUUCACAUAUUACCAAAUAGUAAUCUAUCGAUAGUAUUUCGUUUUUUACGUCCUGGUGAUCAAUCAGAAGUUAAAACUCUUUGUCAAGAUUGGUUUCCGAUUGAAUAUCCCGAUAAAUGGUAUGAUGAUAUAGUUCAAAAUAAAAAGUAUUUCGCUUUAGCAGCAUGUGAUACUCAUACACAGAAUAUUGUGGGUAUAAUUGUUGCUAAUAUACUUCUAUUAGGCCAUUGUAAUCGUGAAGAUCAACAAAUUCUAAAUAGAAACUUUACAUUUACAACAUCGGCCUGUUAUAUAUUAACAUUAGGUGUAAUUAAACAAUACCGGCGGCAAGGUUUAGCUAGUAUUUUAUUUGAAAAUUUAUUAACGACAUUAACUAAAUAUGAUACAUGUAAAGUUAUUUAUCUACAUGUUUUAUUUUCAAACAAGCAAGCAAUAGAAUUCUACGAGUCAAAAUUAUUUCAAUGUCGUGUCCAUUUACCAGCUUAUUAUUUAAUUAAACACGAAUAUUUAGAUGCAUAUUGUUUUGCUCGUUAUAUAAAUGGUGGCUAUCCGCCAUAUACUUUUUCGGGUUUUUUAUCUAAUACAUGGACAUGUUUAAUGCGCGCAAAUCCGUGUCAUUUACUCUAUACAAUCAGAAAUUUUGUGAAAAACAAAUUCCUAGAUACAAACUCAUAUCAACGUGCAUCAUCAUACAAACAGAUCUCACACAUAAUAUGA
Molecule: messenger RNA, 771 nt
Organism: Rotaria socialis
Lineage: Eukaryota; Metazoa; Rotifera; Eurotatoria; Philodinida; Philodinidae
Source: the annotation of a GenBank genome assembly